Drosophila erecta is the source of this 323-nucleotide messenger RNA. RefSeq lists its product as uncharacterized. The record is from RefSeq and is a predicted model, not a curated record. The transcript is spliced from 2 exons. Lineage: Eukaryota; Metazoa; Arthropoda; Insecta; Diptera; Drosophilidae. The coding region runs from base 78 to 263 and encodes 61 amino acids.
CCGUGGGUAUAAAAGCAGCAGCCGACAAUUUUAGUUUGCUCAUAUACAAAGUGAAAAAGGAAAAAACCGCAACCAACAUGAACUUCUCGUGGCUCACCAUCUUCAUCUUGGCCCUCAUCGCCAUGACUGUUUCGGCCAAAAGCUGCCCUGCCCCAUUCAAGAAGGAGGGUAACAAGUGCACUGCGAAGCGUAUCAUUAAGGGAGAGUGCCCACCUAACUCGCAAUACCAACCAAGCAUCAAUCUGUGUGUCUACAAAAACUAAAUAAAUAAAAACGUUAUCAGGAAAAGCGAUCGAAUACAUUUAAAACAAUUUGAAAAGAAA